GUGUGGCUGCUUUCAUUUUAGAUUUUCUACGAAAGCGCGUGGACUUGUAAUUUUGUGUGUUCCAUGCUGCUUGUUCUACAAAAAUUGUUUAAAAAUUUGAUUUAAUUGAAAAAGUGAUAAACGCUUGUACAUUAAAAUACACGUAUAAUGUUUGUUUUAUACGAAACUCCGGCGGGUUACGCCAUAUUCAAGUUGUUAGAUGAAAAGAAGGUGCAAGAAGUGGAUAACCUCUAUUUAGAAUUUCAAUCGCCUGAAAAAGCAAACAAGUUACUCAAACUAAAACACUUUGAGAAGUUUAAUGAUACCACCGAGGCUCUGGCAGCUGCUACUGCAGCCGUGGAAGGUAAAGUGUCGAAACCAUUGAAGAAAACUCUUAAGAAGUUGUUGAACGACGAAGUGCAGGAAUCAUUGUUGGUGGCCGAUGCAAAAUUGGGCAAUGCAAUCAAAGAAAAGUUCUCUGUUCAAUGUGUAUACAAUACUGGAGUUCAAGAGUUGAUGAGAUGUAUACGACAACAAGCGGAUAGUUUGUUGGGUGGUUUGCCAAAGAAGGAGAUGACUGCCAUGGCUUUGGGUUUGGCUCACAGUUUGUCGCGUUACAAGUUGAAGUUCUCACCUGAUAAAAUUGACACGAUGAUUGUGCAGGCACAAUGUUUGCUUGAUGACCUUGAUAAGGAACUGAACAACUAUAUGAUGAGAGCCAGGGAGUGGUACGGUUGGCAUUUUCCUGAAUUGGGCAAAAUCAUUACCGAUAACAUUGCUUUUGUAAAAACUAUUAAAUUGGUUGGCACAAGAGAAAAUAUGGCUAACACGGACUUGUCCGACAUCCUACCCGAAGAAGUUGAAGAAAAGGUCAAAGAAGCUGCAGAAAUUUCGAUGGGUACAGAGAUUUCGGAAGAAGAUAUUAUGAAUAUUCAGUGCUUGUGCGAUGAAAUUUUAUCUAUUAACGACUACAGGUCACACUUAUAUGAUUACCUUAAGACACGUAUGAUGGCCAUGGCCCCUAAUCUAACAGUUUUAGUAGGAGAAACUGUCGGCGCCCGUUUAAUUGCCCAUGCCGGCUCUUUGAUUAAUUUGGCUAAGCAUCCAUCUUCUACAGUACAAAUUUUGGGCGCUGAAAAAGCAUUAUUCCGAGCUCUUAAAACUAAAAAGGAUACGCCUAAGUACGGUUUAAUAUUUCACGCCCAAUUAGUUGGUCAAGCUAGUUUGAAAAACAAAGGAAAAAUGUCACGAUCUUUGGCUGCUAAAGCGUCAUUGGCUACACGUGUUGAUGCUUUUGGUGAAGAAGCCACGUUUGAACUAGGCGCUAGUCAUAAAGUUAAGUUGGAGGCCCGCUUAAGACUUUUGGAAGAAGGAAACUUGCGUAAACUUUCUGGCACUGGCAAAGCCAAAGCUAAAUUUGAAAAAUACCAAGCUAAAAGUGAGGUCUUCACAUACCAGCCUGAGGCAGAUAGCACAUUGUCAGCAAAAAAAAGGAAACAUUCGGAAUCAGGAACUGCAGAGUUUUCUACUCCUCUAAAGGCUCCAAAAGUUUCAGAAGAGGAUGAAGAGAAUAUGGCCACAGUAGAAGAAUCUACAGAGGAAGUUAAAUCUGAGAAGAAAAAGAAGAAGAAGAAAAACAAGAACAAGGACCAGGACCAGGAAGCACCCCAGGAAACAGAAGUAGAUGUAGAAACACCCACGCCGUCAAAGAAGAAAAAGUCCAAAAAAGAAAAAGAACAGUCUGACGACUAGUUUUUUAAGGUUUUAGACCUCUAUAGUUUUGUUAGCCAUUAUAUAAUUCAAAUAGACUUAUGAUUGUAUGCUCCUACCUUAGAUUUAAGAUUUUCAAGUGAGUUUUUCAUUCUUUUCUGUACAUUAGAUUAAUGUAUUAAUAUAUUCUUGUUUUACAAGAGUGUACAAAUUACAAAACAAUAGAAUGCAAAAUUUAAAGAAA
Molecule: messenger RNA, 1933 nt
Organism: Musca domestica (house fly)
Lineage: Eukaryota; Metazoa; Arthropoda; Insecta; Diptera; Muscidae
Gene: nop5
Product: nucleolar protein 58
Exons: 2
Coding region: 148-1731 (527 amino acids)
Cellular component (GO): small-subunit processome; box C/D methylation guide snoRNP complex
Molecular function (GO): snoRNA binding
Source: RefSeq, a predicted model, not a curated record